GAAAUGAGCGACGUUGUUCUAGAGGUGUCGUAGGGGACGGGAACGCCAUGCUGGAACCUAGCGCUAAAGGAUGCCACAACUGACACCGCGAGGCGCGCCUUCGUCACUGUCUUUGAUUGUGGAUACGAGAGUGUGAGAUAGACGGCACGAGGUCGUCGAGUUUGAGGGAAGGAGGGGCAGAAGUGAAGGAUGGCGAAUAUGGCGAUGGUGGACGAGCCGCUGUAUCCUAUAGCCAUUCUCAUCGACGAGCUCAAGAAUGAUGAUAUUCAGCUACGCCUGAACUCGAUCCGGCGCUUGUCCACCAUUGCUCGAGCGCUUGGGGAGGAUCGGACGCGCAAGGAGCUCAUUCCGUUUUUGAGCGAGAAUAAUGACGACGACGAUGAAGUGCUGCUGGCAAUGGCCGACGAGCUGGGAGGGUUCAUCCCAUAUGUUGGCGGGGUGGACUACGCACAUGUGCUGUUGUCGCCGUUGGAGUCGCUGUGCACGGUGGAGGAAACCGUGGUGCGGGACAAGUCUGUGGAGUCGCUUUGCAAGAUUGGCUCGCAGAUGAAGGAGCGAGAUGUCGUGGAGUGGUUCAUUCCGCUUGUUAAGAGGCUCGGUGCUGGGGAAUGGUUCACCGCACGAGUGUCAGCCUGCGGGCUUUUCCACGUCGCUUACCCUAGUUCUCCAGAUCUUCUUCGGGCUGAGUUGCGUUCGGUCUACAAUCAGCUAUGUCACGAUGAGAUGCCUAUGGUGCGACGAUCAGCUGCACUAAAUUUGGGAAAAUUUGCGGCUACCGUCGAAGCCAUGUACCUGAAGACUGAUAUUAUGACCUUCUUCAGGGAGCUCACUCAAGAUGAUCAAGACUCGGUGAGGCUUCUAGCAGUGGAGAGUUGUGCUACUUUGGGCAAACUUCUGGAGCCGGCUGACUGCGAGGCAAAUAUUCUCCCCGUUAUAGUCAGUUUCUCACAGGACAAAUCAUGGAGGGUACGAUACAUGGUGGCCAACCAGUUAUAUGAGCUUUGUGAGGCGGUAGGACCAGAACCAACCAGGACGGAAUUGGUGCCAGCAUAUGUACGUCUAUUGCGGGAUAAUGAAGCAGAGGUCCGUAUCGCUGCUGCAGGCAAAGUCACUAAGUUUUGCGGGAUUGUCAACCCUCAAGUUGGUCAACAACAUAUUCUUCCAUGUGUGAAGGAGUUGUCAACUGAUUCAUCCCAACAUGUACGAGCUGCUCUUGCAUCGGUUAUCAUGGGCAUGGCGCCAUUGCUAGGCAAGGAAGCUACUAUUGAGCAACUUUUACCCAUAUUCCUAUCACUGUUGAAGGAUGAAUUUCCAGACGUGCGGCUAAAUAUCAUCAGCAAGCUAGAUCAAGUCAACCAAGUAAUAGGCAUCGACUUGCUGUCUCAGUCACUUUUGCCAGCCAUUGUGGAGUUAGCAGAGGAUCGGCAUUGGCGUGUCCGUCUUGCCAUAAUUGAGUACAUUCCUUUAUUGGCCAGCCAAUUAGGUGUCGACUUUUUUGACGACAAACUAGGUGCUCUAUGCAUGCAGUGGCUUGAAGAUCAGGUGUACUCUAUCCGAGAGGCUGCUGCGAACAACCUUAAGCGUCUUGCCGAAGAGUUCGGUUCCGAGUGGGCAUUGCAACACAUCAUUCCACAGGUGAUGGAAAAGAUCAACAAUCCUCAUUACUUGUAUCGCAUGACGGUGCUUGUGGCCAUUUCCCUUCUUGCUCCUGUUGUUGGUGCCGAAGCCACCUGCCAGACAAUGUUGCCUGUGGUCAUCAAUGCAGCCAAAGACAGGGUUCCUAAUAUCAAGUUUAACGUCGCUAAGAUGCUGCAAUCUAUGAUUCCUAUUGUCGAUUCCACUGUUGUGGAGCAAACAAUUCGGCCGUGCUUGUUGGAACUUCAGGAAGAUCCUGAUGUGGAUGUCCGGUUUUUCGCUGGUCAGGCUCUGCAAGCCUGUGUCCAAGUUAUGUGUGUUUAAUUCGAGUAAUGCACCGUUGUCUACAUUCGUUCAAUGACUGCAUUGUCGUCGUCUCAACAAACUCCGCAAUUUGUCAAGGAGAUGUUCUUGUUAGUUCCUUAGGUUUUCCUGCACUGGUGUUAAAGACGGAUGUACCAGAUGUGUAGUACAAAUUUGACUUCUCAAGGGAACCACACCAGUUGAUGAACGAAAUUAUUGUAAAACUAGGCAACCAGCAGGGACCCCCUCUGGCCUUCACCUACGAAGGUACACAAGUAAAUGUGCUUCUAGCAAAUCUGAUCCACAUCUGUAGUUACUAUUGUGUGUAUAUCUUCUACAGGAUGAAGUUAGCGGAAUGAAGCCUGACAACGUGGAUUGGUUGAGGAUUACUGUGUGACCGAUUUCGUAAUAGUUUUAUCUUAGGUGACUUAGUCAAUCCAUAAUUGGGUCUUUUGAUCAGCGUAUUCCUGAGGAACUCGUAUGUAACAUUCUUUUUAGUGUGGUUAUUAUAUUCUGUGUUCUGCAUAGUCAUUUGGAAUUUUUA
Messenger RNA from Physcomitrium patens, 2482 nucleotides. RefSeq lists its product as uncharacterized. Gene Ontology annotation, cellular component: cytosol; protein phosphatase type 2A complex; nucleus. The record is from RefSeq and is a predicted model, not a curated record. NCBI's taxonomy places the organism in Eukaryota, Viridiplantae, Streptophyta, Bryopsida, Funariales, Funariaceae. Gene Ontology annotation, biological process: protein dephosphorylation. Gene Ontology annotation, molecular function: protein binding; protein phosphatase regulator activity.